AUGUCUACAGCUAUAAAUCAGGAAAGUCAUAAUACAGGAACGUCUAGUGGUCAAAAUCCAUCAUCAGACCCCUACAAUGAACAAGACCUGUCGUCAUCUAUUUCACAUUCUUCAUUGUCACCAUCUCCAUCAACUGAAGAUUCAAUAGCUCAAUUUGAUGGUCAACUCCAAUAUGAAGAUAGACAGGGUGACAUAACAUCCAAGGAAGAAGAUAAUAGAUCACUGCAAUCAGAUCCUAUUCAGGAUACAAAUACUAGUCCUAAAGAGAACAAUACCAGCGCAACACAUUCUCACAAUAAUAAAUCUGAUAAUUCCGGUGCUUUCAAUCCAAAUGAUGAGGAUAACGCUUUACAAAGAACAGGUACUAGAUAUUUUUCUCCAAAAUUGAAAAAAGCUAGAAAAGAUGUCAUUUAUAGUUUCAUUUUCACUAAUGUGGUCUUGGCUAUCUUUGCAUUCACAAUUUUCUCACUUUUCUGGGGUGUGAAUUAUAAAAAUUUUGAUCGUGCUCAUAAAGUUCAAAUAUUAGCAGUCAUCCAAGAUGAAGGUAUAACGUCUCCAAAUAUUUCAACAAUUAUACCCAUUGCAGCUGCUGUACCAACAAUAGCAGAAAGUUCCAUGGGAACAUACCAUAUUUAUAAUUCUACUGGAUUCAUGGAUAAAUUUAAGUUACAAUCGAAUGAUGAAAUUGAUGCUAAAGUAAUACAUGAGGUUUAUGGUGAAAAAUAUUGGUUUGCUAUAAAUAUUAAACCCAAUGCUACACAAGCACUUUAUGACGCCAUAGCUGUUCCAAAUGCUCCAUCUUUCAACACAUCACAAUACUUUGAAGCUGUCACUAUAACAGCUCGUGAUCCGACAAAUUAUAGACAACUGAUAUUACCACUCUUACAAGAUUUUGAAGCCCGUUACAGUAAUUAUUAUACUUCAACUUAUUUCCCACAAUUUCUAAAUAAUUUAACCACAUUUAAUAACAUUACAACUGUUAAUAUGACCAAUAUCGCUUUGGCUGGUACAAUGAAUUUCUAUACAAAUGAUAUCAGAUCAUUCACAGAACGUGUCUUAAUUGCACCGUUACUUGUCGGAGUUGCAUAUUGUUUAUUAUUAACUUUUUUCCAAUUUUUAAUUUAUUCACAACUGCAUCAAGAAGUUUCAGCUCUUUUAAAACCAAAUCAUAUCUUAAUUUACAGAAACAUCAUGCUUUGGUUAACAAUGUUCUUCGCAUCACUAUUUUUCUGUACCGUAUCAGCAAUUUUCCAAAUUGAUUUCACUCCUGCAUUCGGUAGAGGGGGAUUUGUCGUAUAUUGGAUGACCACAUGGCUUUUCAUGGUAGCUUGUGGUGGUACCAAUGAAAAUAUGGUCAGUAUUCUUUUCACUUUAUUUGGUCCAAGAUUCUUAGGGAUUUGGAUCUUAUCAUUCAUUAUUCUUAAUAUCACUCCAACGUUUUAUCCAAUGGUAAUGGCAAACGUAUUUUACCGUUAUGGAUACAUGAUGCCUGUUCAUAAUGCAAUUGACAUUUAUAGAGUCAUAUUUUUGGAUCUUUCGAAACAUAAGAUGGGGAGAAAUUAUGGGUUAUUGAUUGCAUGGAUUGCUAUGAACGCAGUUGCAUUACCAUUAGUUUUCAAGUUUUUACUUAUGGUGAUAACGAGAAGAGAGAAGAAGGAAAAGGAAUUAGCUGCAGCAGCCGAGGAAGCAAAGUUAAAGAAUUAA
This is a messenger RNA of Naumovozyma dairenensis CBS 421, 1704 nucleotides long. RefSeq lists its product as uncharacterized. NCBI's taxonomy places the organism in Eukaryota, Fungi, Ascomycota, Saccharomycetes, Saccharomycetales, Saccharomycetaceae. The transcript has a single exon. The record is from RefSeq and is a predicted model, not a curated record. Gene Ontology annotation, cellular component: membrane. Bases 1 to 1704 code for a protein of 567 amino acids.